This is a messenger RNA of Menidia menidia (Atlantic silverside), 2712 nucleotides long. NCBI's taxonomy places the organism in Eukaryota, Metazoa, Chordata, Actinopteri, Atheriniformes, Atherinopsidae. The record is from the annotation of a GenBank genome assembly.
AGGAAACGAGCCGGGGCAUGAGUCGAGUCCUUCUCUCUUCUCAUUUUUUGACACAGUUCACCACAUUUCAUCCACUUGGAAACUCCGAGUAAUCCCUCAACGUGCUGGGCGUACCUACGUGUUUUUUCAUGACAGAGGAGUAAGGUGAGGGACGGGGUCACGGCUCCAUAUAUACUUGGCGCGUCGGGGCUCUGGAUGGGCUCUUGGAGGAGUAAAAACUGCGGGGGAAAGCUCGCACACAGGACAGGAGCGGCGAUACCCACCCAAACAAGCCGGUGCCCCCAAGUUCCCACCGUUUAAACCCUGGUGCGACUGAUAUGGAAAGUCUAUGACUCCUUGCUGGCAGACUUUUAAACACUUAUCCUCACAGUGAGCAAUGUAGUUCACCAUCGCACUAUCAAGUGGGCUAUUUGUCACGAUGACAGCGCUUACACCUAUGAACCGUGCGCUUCUGGGACUCGCGUGGAGCUGUCUGAGUUUUCUCUCCUGCGCGCAAUGCGCCUUAAGUGACAACCAUGUGCACUCCAGCUUUAUUUACAGGAGGUUGCGCAAUCACGAGCGCAGGGAGAUCCAAAGAGAGAUCCUCUCCAUCCUGGGCUUGCCUCACCGUCCGAGGCCCUUCUCUCCCGGGAAGCAGGGCUCCUCCGCGCCGCUCUUCAUGCUCGAUCUGUACAAUGCCAUGGCCGUGGAGGAGGAGGAGGAGGCGCUGCACCGGGGCGCAGCGAAGAGCCUCGGUGCCAAGGCUCAGGGGCAUUCCAGGAGAAGCUACUACAGUCCCCAGCAUGCCAGCUACUCCCGUGUGGCGCAGCCCUACCGAGCGGCCCCUCUGCUGGGCCACAGUCCAGCCCUCAGCACGGCGCAUGACACCAACUUCCUCAAUGAUGCUGAUAUGGUCAUGAGUUUUGUCAAUUUAGUGGAGAAAGAUAAAGAUUUUUCUCACCAAAGAAGACACUACAAGGAGUUCCGUUUCGAUCUGACUCAGAUCCCAGACGGAGAGGCGGUGACUGCAGCAGAGUUCCGGAUCUACAAGGACCGCAGCCAUUCUCGUGACGACAAUAUCACCCUGAAGGUUACAAUAUAUCAAGUCAUCAAGGAAUAUCAGAACAAAGAUGCAGAAACAUUCUUGCUCGGCUCUAAAAAGGUCCAGGCAUCCGAUGGGGGCUGGCUAGUAUUUGACAUAACAGCCACCAGCAACCACUGGGUGAUGAACCCGCAGCAGAAUCUGGGUCUGCAGCUCUGUGUGGAAACUAUUGACGGGAGAAGCAUUAACAUAAAAUCUGCUGGAAUAAUCGGGAGGAACGGGCCCCAGUCCAAACAGCCGUUCCUGGUUGCUUUCUUUAAGGCCAGUGGGGUGUUGCUUCGCUCUGUCAGAGCCGCUGGUGGGAAAAAAAAGAACCACAACCGCAAUAAAUCUAAUAAUCAACAAGAAUCAUCAAGGCCACCGAAAACUGGCGAAUAUAACACCAGUGAACAGAAGCAAGCUUGUAAGAAACAUGAGCUGUAUGUCAGCUUCCGAGACUUAGGCUGGCAGGAUUGGAUCAUUGCACCGGAGGGCUAUGCAGCGUUUUACUGUGAUGGUGAAUGCUCGUUUCCACUCAAUGCCCACAUGAAUGCAACAAAUCAUGCAAUUGUACAAACCCUGGUCCAUUUAAUGUUUCCUGACAAUGUGCCAAAGCCAUGCUGUGCCCCAACCAAGCUCAACGCAAUAUCAGUACUCUAUUUUGAUGACAGCUCAAAUGUCAUCCUGAAAAAAUACAGAAACAUGGUAGUCAGAUCUUGUGGGUGCCAUUAGUUGUAAAGCAUUCAGAGGUAAUUUAUGCAGCCUGAUGUGGGAAUUGCUGGAAAACACGUCUGCUGCAGGUGUGAUGUGAUGUUAAGUGUUAUGUAUAUAUUGUGUUAUUACUUAAUUUAUUUUCUUUCUCAAAAUAGCACUGAAUAUUGUGAUAUUUAAAUGUUUAGGACAAAAUGUUGAUAUUUACUUUAUAUUAGUUAUCAUUUUACAUCUGUGUCCUUUGGCAUAUACUCUCAUCUAUAUGAUAACUCUCAUGAGUAAACUGUUCACUGGAGUUAUAGUCAUUGCUUCCCCUUUUGCUUGUAUUUUCUCUGCAUAUCAAAACUGUGUUGUAUAUACUAAAGGAAUUACACUUCUUAAUAAGUAUAUGAUAUGCCUAACUUCUUAUGUCAUUUUUCUUUUAUUAGAUCAUACCAAUAGUGGUUCAUUCACAGAUGACAAGGUGACAAAUGUAAAGUACAGGGCCACACGUUACCUUUAUGAACAGGGGAAUUGUCAGGGUCAUGGCGUUAGAAUGAACUUCACAAGUCUAUCAGGGUGUUGGAAACAGCAUAAGUCAAACUGAAUAAAAGUGGACAAAAAGUAGGGGUUCUCUGUUCUGAAGCAAACUGCCUGAAGCUCUUUUCAAGCUGUCAACAUGUAUCAGUGUUGAUACUGUUUCACAUUCUCCUCUUCUGUCUCUCAUACUAUGUGUGUGUCACUUUGCAGCAAAUAUAUCUGUCUAUCAUUAUAUUUCUAUAUCAAUAUCUAUAUAUUUCUAUUGUUGUUAUUUGAAUUAACACUGUUCCACAGUUCCUCAUUUCUUCUGAGCAUAACUAAAGAUACUGUGGUUCCAUGCUAACUUUAGCAGAUGUUUUGGAAGCAUAUCAUAAUGUAGAUUGUUGUGAAUUUGAAUAAAUGUACUUCUUUAAAGUUCUUAA